UCGACCUCGAAUCUUGCACCACGCGGCCGACUGUCUCCGUAGCCCUGCGGACUUGGGACGACUUUCUUGGGAUCUUGUGGCUCUUCUGUUGCUUGAAAAUUGGUACAUCUUGUUCCUGGUUUCGUUGCUGGACUCGAAUGGUCGUCGUCGUCUCGUGGCGCCCAAUUUCACAGGAAAAAACACGACCCGUGCGAGACCUGAUCAUCUCCCUGGUGACGGGUCCUCCUCCACUUUUCUCAGACUGACCAACGAUCCCAAUUUAGGAUGCCUCCAGAACUAGUGCGGGUGCCGUCGCAAGGAAGCAUCGUCUCGCAGACGACACAGCAGAUGAAUCCUCAUAGCCGUCCAGGGACGGCUGACCCUAUGCGCGCCCGGUCCGAAACCCUUUCUCGAGCUGCUCGUCGACCUCGCUCGAGAGGAUCGACUGCUAGUAUCCAUUCGAGCACAACACAACAAACACAGGACCAGCACCUUGAUGGAUUCCCUCAAUUCAUGCCCUCCCAAGUCGGAGGAGGCCAACAUGUCUUUGGUAGCAACCCGGAGGACAUGUUGAUGCGAUUUGGUCAUCAGCUGUCUCACCAACCCAAUGGCGCGUCGCUGGAGCAAAGCGUGCGGGAUACACACCCGAUGGCCUCCCGACCGGACGAUUUCCCUGCCCACGCCAUGCAUGCACACACACUCUCGCACCAUGGGUUGCCAACAGAAAUGCCCCACAACGCAAUCUCUGCCGUAGCAGUUCCCCAGUAUCAGGCCAUAUAUGACAGUGGGAUUGAGAACCACCUCCCCGACCACACCAUGGAUGACCAAGAAGCGUCAGAAGCCGGCGGGAAGAAGAAGAGGGGAUCUAGCUCCACCCUUGCGAAUGAUAACGAGUUGCGGAAAUUGCUUCGCCAAUACGAGGGCUUCAGUUUGAAGCAGAUGGCUGCCGAGGUUAUGAAGCACGAAGGUGGCGGAGGCAAGGCCGAGAAGGUGAAACAAGUAUUCGCCAUGAUCUGGUUACGGGAGAACUGCCGGAAGAGCAAUGGCUCGGUACGACGAGAUCGCGUGUAUUGCUGCUAUGCAGAGAAGUGUGGAACGGAGCGAGUUUCGGUCUUGAAUCCAGCAUCCUUUGGCAAACUUGUCCGCAUCAUCUUCCCCAAUGUUCAAACACGCCGCCUUGGUGUUCGAGGCGAGUCCAAGUAUCACUAUGUGGAUUUGUCGGUCAUUGAGGAAAAGCAACAAAGGCCCGUCCCACUCAACCCACAAGUCGCUCCGAAUCCCCACCAAAUUCCGGCUGGUGUUCCCGAGAGACCUGCUAGUGGCAUGCGCUCAAGGAGGUACGAUGACAUUUCUUCCGUCUUGGUUGAUAGCUGUGACACCCGCUCCAGCAUUAGUAUUGUCCAGCCUACAGCAGAUACUGCCGUCUUCCCAUCACCCACAACCUCUUUCGCACCCCGAUUCCCGACCAAUCCUCCCGCAACUGGUUGCAACUGCCAGGGCCAACCCCCUUCUGGCCCCGAUGCCGUCAUUACCACCGAGAAUGUUUCCCAGCAAGCCGGAAAGAUAAUUCAUCAAAUGCUUCAAUUCCCAACCGACGAAGUUCCGGGUAUUGACAAUGAAACUCUCGUCCUCCCUGAUAUUCGCGGAUACCUCCCAGUCAACACAGACCCCAAGGUUGCCGAAGCCCUUGCUGCUCUCUACCGAUCGCACUGUAUAUCGGUGAUUGAUAGUUUCCGGUUCUGCAAAGAACGAAACCUCCUCAAAUACUUCUCCGCUUUCCACGGUACCUUGACUGUGCCGGUCCAAAAACUUCUCACACAUCCAAACCUCGCCCCUUGGAUCAAGGAAUGCGACUGGUUGAUGUAUCAAAAGAUGAUCGCCUUCGUGGCCCCUCUUACGACCCAGGUGGUCCCUAAACUUGUCUUGGAUGCAUUCCGAUCAAUUUCUCUGCGUCUCUGCAGCCACAUUGCAGAGACCUUCAAGACUCAGCCAUCGCACGUCUCUAUUGCGCGACUCAUUCCUGCGCACAUCUUUUGCAAUCUUCUCAAGCAUAUGCUUGAUGUGAACCAGGCUGCCAACGCCGCUGCUGCUUGGCUAUGUCAUCCCGAUAAUCGGAACCAGAUGUGGUUCGACUUCAAAUCUCUUGUUGACCCCCAGGAGAUGAUUCUCAAGGCCAACAUUCCUACUUGCGCCGAAAAGGCCACGGAGCAGAUUUUGAAACACGAUGUUCGUGCACUCCUGACACCACUCCACGAGUCCGAUGCUUCAACUGGCCUUUCCUUUUUCUCAACACCGGAUGGCCCCGAGGCCAUUGAGGCUCAUCAAUUCCCCGUAGAAACUUCUACUGGCGAUGAUUACAAUUUCCCUGAUAAAUGGAUAUCAUUCAUCCUCAACCUCCCUCUGGCGUUCUCCAACCACCGCACACAGUGUAUAAUUGAGAAGGUGAACGCCCUUUGGGACUCUAUACUUCACCGUCUCACCUUGGGUGGAGCUGCAAGCUUCAGUGCUUGGUGGAUGACGAAGCUGUUUUUCCACGAGAUGAUGGUUUGGCAAGCGGAGAAAGGGGGGUUCAUGAGGAACACACCCGGCUCCUUGCAGAGCAUGGCCUUUGGCCCAGAGCAGGUCUCUGUUGGAAGUUUUCAGCUGAAGCAACACGCUGUUCCCGAACCCCCCACCUUUGAGAGUGCGCGUGGUGCUCAUUCCAAAGCGAACCCGAGUGCCUCCCCGGACCUGCGCGGGACACGAGAUCAGACCGUCGAUGAAGAACCCGAAACCAAGCACAUCCCGACUGCCAAAGAGCUGGCUCUUGCAGAUGUGGGGUUUCAAGCCCCAAACAACGAUGACAGUGCGAUCGAUUUGGAAGACGACCCUAUGUUGAUAGCAGUGGGUAAAUAUGGAGAUAUGAUGGCUUCAGACCCGGCCGAUGCUGAGGGUGAUGUGAUAGUCAUCUAGUCUUCCUUUUUUUGAAUAUUUCUUGGCAACAAUGUUCAUUGCGGUCUGCAGUUUGAAGUUGUGAUAUCCCCCCGGGUUUGGUACAAGCCCCUAUGCUGUUUUUGUUGAAGGAUUCCCUAUGUCCCAUGGAUUGACGGCGUUUGGAAGGAAUUUCUUUUGUACUUUUUCAUUUGUUUUGCACGAAGAGAUGAGACAUGAGCAUGAGACUCAUAGCAUUUAAUCGGCGUGGCGAAAACCUUUUGCGCGGACUUGGUUAUUGGUUCUUCCUCCUGUUACUCUUGUCUUCUACUUGCUCAUCGGGCCUCGUCAUUCAGGCUUCUUGUACAUACGCGCAUCUCAUGUACCGAGUCUUUUCUCGAUUCUGGCAUUCUCCUUGACGAGGUGUUGUUACCUAAUGGAGACAAUCAACAUUGGAUCUUUUCAUCUGAACGCAUUCUAGCAGUAUCGCGUACUCCGAGUCCAUGUCAGACAAAUCGGGUAGUCCCUUCUUGAUCCCAUGCUAAUUUGGGAUAGCGUGUGACUUGAUGGGGAUGGUUUUGUCUCUAGACGGAUAUACAUGGUUCAAGGCACAUGACAUGGGGGUAUCUAAUGAUUCUUCAUCCCUUGGGCACCUUUCGUGAUGCCACCAGGUUCCCCUGAUUAUUAUGGAAUACAAAAGAAUCGCUGUUCCAUACUGAUUGCUUCUUCCUUUCCCUAAUUCUUACUAGUCUGUUCUCACCGUUCUUCUCAUGCCUAACUCGGCAUAAAUGACACCUUUAAUUAAUCCAAAUAAUCCAGAUGAGAUCCAGUUUCCGACCGAGAAGGUAUAAGCUGCCCUCUGCCCUGUCAUUGAUGUGAGCAGAUUUAUCAACGCGACAGGUUCCGUAGUGAUGGAGGGAUGAGGAAGGCGAGUGACUGUUUCAAGCGGCUCAAGGAUUUUGACACGUUGUAUAUCGAAGGAUCAAAAAGCAACGUCGCUAUGAACGCUUGGCUGCCACAAGCCAGUUAUCCCUGUGGUAACUUUUCUGGCACCUCUAGCCUCAAAUUUCGAGGGACUAAAGGAUCGAUAGGCCACACUUUCAUGGUUUGUAUUCACACUGAAAAUCAAAAUCAAGGGG
Messenger RNA from Penicillium brasilianum, 4028 nucleotides. NCBI's taxonomy places the organism in Eukaryota, Fungi, Ascomycota, Eurotiomycetes, Eurotiales, Aspergillaceae. The record is from the annotation of a GenBank genome assembly.